ACUACCGACGUUUAUAACUUCAACUCAUUCAGGUUGUCUGAUAAACGUUAUCACUCAUGCAUGUAAACUGUAAAUAAAACCGCAUUGUUUUUUUUCAUAUUGAAAUUUAAAAUACCUAUUAGUAUGUCGAGCAUUUAACGAUAACUGAUUGUGCCUUGUUGUCAGCCAUUAAAAGAAUUUUGACGAAACCCUUUAUAAUGAACUUGAAAGGUGACGAAAUAGAAAUAACCCGCAGAAGGAAUCUACCGGCCUUCCAAGGAAUCGGUUCAGUAGUAAAAACUAAAAAAAAAGAUGUAAAAAAUGUUGUCAACACCGAACAAUCCGAAACUAAACGCCAGAAUGCAUUGGCCGAAAAAUGGAAAACAUUACAAGACCGAAAGUGUACAAUUGCAAAUGCACUAAAGGGAGAAUCAUUGAACAAGAAAAUAAAAUUUGAUGAAGAUGGUGAUCAACAAAAAAAUGAUUUCAAAGUAUCUAAACAAAAAAUGUCAUUGUUUGAUGAUGAUGAUAAUACCAGUGAUCAUGAAAAUCAAGGAGAGUUAGUAUCAGAUUUCAAGCUAAAAUUACGAUUUGAAGGUGAAAAAGGCAAAAAGUUAUUCCAUAUGCAAACUUCUAAAGCUACUGGUGAUGACCGAUUUGUAAUGGACAAACGAUUUUUUGAAGAACAAGAAACUACUGAAAAAUUGAGCGAUGAUGAGAUAGAAAAACAAAUGAAUAUUUUGGAAAAUGUGAUUGGACGAUCAAUUACCAAACCUAAUAAGGCUAAAGGAGAUGAAAUAUUUAAUAUGGUGAGAUAUGAUCCAACACAAGAAGAACAUAAAAAAUAUAUAAAAGAUAAACCAGAUUUACCAAAACAAAAACGACCGAAAAAACAAAAAGUAGAACAGAACAAAGUUGUAGCUGAAGCAGUUGUUGAUACAACAAAAUAUUAUAAAGUUGGCGAUAAACUAAAAGAUGUAUUUAAUUCUCAAAAUCAAUUUAGCUUUUCCAGCUUAUUUUCAACUUCUGAUAAAAAUGAUUAUGAUGUAGACAAAAAUGAAUAUCUAUCAGAAAAAAUAUCUAAACCUCAAAAAACAUUUGGUCGAAAUCCAUUUAUUGAUGACUCUAGUGACUCAGAAAGUGAAGAAAACAAUUUUGAAGAUAAAGAAAAACAUUUUGAUACUAAGACUAAUGAAGUGCCUUCAGGAAAAUUUUUAGGAUCUAGAGGUGUUUGGCGAGAAGUCUUUUUUUUCAAAGUAGAUGAUUCUAGAUUCAAAGAUGCUCAAGAAUUUUAUGAUCCUCAGUUUAAUAAAAUCAAUUAUACAGGAAGUCAAGAUCCAAGAUUUAUUAAGAGAAGGGAUAUAUUAAGAGACUUUUUGAAAAACAAAGAUAAAAGACAUAAACGAGAUGUAGGCAAAAAGAUGUUUAGUAGAAAACUUGGAGGAACCCACAAUGACUUUAAAAAUGAUAAAAUUCAUAAAAAUAAACCUACAACUAAAACAAAAAAAAAUAAAGAGGGAAAAAAAUUUAAAUCAAAUAAAACAUCUUAA
Molecule: messenger RNA, 1529 nt
Organism: Melanaphis sacchari
Lineage: Eukaryota; Metazoa; Arthropoda; Insecta; Hemiptera; Aphididae
Product: probable RNA-binding protein CG14230
Exons: 7
Coding region: 198-1529 (443 amino acids)
Molecular function (GO): RNA binding
Source: RefSeq, a predicted model, not a curated record